Molecule: messenger RNA, 4959 nt
Organism: Misgurnus anguillicaudatus (oriental weatherfish)
Lineage: Eukaryota; Metazoa; Chordata; Actinopteri; Cypriniformes; Cobitidae
Product: TRPM8 channel-associated factor homolog
Biological process (GO): positive regulation of protein targeting to membrane
Cellular component (GO): plasma membrane
Molecular function (GO): transmembrane transporter binding
Source: RefSeq, a predicted model, not a curated record
UAUUGUGUAACUAGGACUUCUUGUUUUGCAUAGUUGGCCACAUGUUUUACUGUAAAUUAAAAAAGCUUCAAUGAGUCUUUAUAAACAUGCACAAGCAUGACACGUAUGCAUUUGUCUUACUGGGAUGGGUGUAGUGUGAUCUUACUGUAUAACUCACUCUGAUGUCUUAAGUACUUUUGAACUCAGUACCUCGAUCAAGUAUAAGCGCUCGACCAUCACCCAACUCCACCCGAUAUCCAGAGACGUCAUUUACUAGAGUACACUGCAUCUUCAUUCACAGAAAACUUAGCCUGGGGCAUUGGAAAACCUCUUGUUGGACAAAUCAAGUACUCAAUCUGCAAAACUAAGAGUGAAAAACGCCUUUUGACCAACUAAAGUAUAACUGAAGCAUCAUGGCGCGUGAAGAUGACUACUGCUCCAUCAUGACUGGUCUGAGUGAGCUUGACUUUCAAGGACAAGCGGUCCCUAGUGAUCUUGUGUUGAUCGGUUCUGAUGCCUUUCCACUUGCCAUGAAUCCAAGAGGUCAAGUUCUGAUGGCUGCAUCUCGUUACGGUCAGGGACGUGUGGUGGUGUUGGGACACGAAGACUACUUGACCCGUUUCCCCAACCUGAUAGAGAAUGCCCUGAUGUGGCUCAUGCCAUGUACCGGUGAUGCCAGCAUUGUAGGGAUUCAGAAGAAUUUAGGAAGAGUAGCUGAAAACUUCCGCAAUUCGUCUAUCAGCACCGAGCUUGGAGAUUUUCGGGAGGGAUUGGCUGUAUAUAUCACAGAUGCUUACAGCGUUGAUGCUUGUGCAAAGGAUUUGAUUGCUUUUGUCAAAGCUGGGGGCGGUUUAAUUAUUGCUGGCCAAGCAUGGCACUGGUCUUACUCUCAUUCAAAGGAGGAUGUUUUUCUGAACUUUCCUGGAAACAAGGUUUGCAGCGUCGCAGGAAUUUACUUUACGGAACACCAAGGAGAACGUGGCGUAUUCCCUGUUCCUUCAAAUAUCCCAUCUAGUUGGCUUGCUGUAUCAAUCGUCAAGGAUUUUAAGAAUGAUCUAGAAUUCCUGCUGAAAGAUGUGCCUCAGUUUGACAUCCAAGGUGGGGCUGUGGCUUCUGAGCUGAUGGUGCAUGGAUUAUUAUCAUUUCCUAUUGCAGUCGCUCCACCAGGAAAAGUAUUCAUUGCCGGUGCCUACUAUGGACAAGGACGGGUAAUUGUGUUAACCCAUGAAGGCUACCUGGGCCGUGAAUCUCUGUCUACUUUCCUGAUUAAUGCUAUCAACUGGCUUGAUGAGGGGCGUAAAGGCAUUAUUGGGAUCAGUCCCAACCUUGGAGGAGCCCAAAAGAUACUGACCAAAUCCGGUCUGAACUGCCAGUUAACAAACUUGAGAAAAGAUCUCAGUGUCUACGUCUGCACUUCCUACAGUGAUGCCGAGUGUAAAAAGAUCCAAGAAUUUGUGGCAGAAGGUAGUGGUCUUCUGAUCGGAGGUCAUGCCUGGCAUUGGGCCCAGACAAACCAUGGCCGCAAUGUGAUGACUGAAUACCCAGGAAAUCGCAUUCUUAACAAGAUGGGACUGAGUAUUUUGGGCAGCACUGUGAAUGGAGGAUUAUACAAAGCCCCAGAUAUCAAGGAGGGCUUUAAAGAUAUGUACCACUUUCGUAAUGUACUGAGACAGUUUGGGAAACAUGUAACCAAGGGGCAAAAUCUUGCUCCUCAUGUAGAGGGUUCCCUGAAACAACUUGGCAAUGACUGUACCAAAUACCUUGGUAUGCGUACACAUGACUGUGCUUCUUAUAGUUCAAUGGUAACUCAUUUUACCGACAUGGUGAAGGAGAUUGGUGUUCCACAGGUGUGUAGUACGUGCCCUAUUAAAGCCCCCAAAGACUACCUUAUGCUCCAAAUUGCGACUGAACUUUACAAAACCAUGUCUGACCCUGAUGCACUCCUGCCAUACAUCAUUAAGGAUAUACCUGACCUGCCCACUGUGACUGAUGCAAGAGUUCGUAUUAGUGCUGACACUGGUGGUUCUGAAGCAUGGAUAAGCACAGGCUUGUAUCUUUCUCCUGGUAUGAGGACACAGAUGGUAAUACCUCCAGAGCUCAUUGGGAAAAACUGGAAGGUCCAGAUUGGUUGUCACACAGAUAACAUUGGGGCCGCAGAUGUUUUGAGACGAGCUCCUGUGGUCCAUGAGCGCUUCUUGUUGGACAAUGAAAUGGUCCAGAUCUGUAAUCUAUGGGGAGGGCUCAUCUACCUAGUUGCACCUCCCAAAACCAAAGUGGAUGGGGUGGAAAUUGUGGUGCAGACUGCUGUACAGGCUCCAUACUUCAAGUCUGGAGAGACCAGUGUAGCUGACUGGGUCGGUGGGAUCCGUCAGGCGCCAGCACCCUGGGCGGAGCUUGAGUUUGAGAACCUCAUCAUCACAUUACAUUCAGAUGUGAUACGGAAUCUGGAUCAUCCUGAUGAGGUGGCGAAACUUUGGGAUUUAAUAAUGAGAGGCAUAGCUGACCUGGCAGCAAUACCUCAUAAGUUUCCCCGCAAGGAGCGAUUUGUUGCAGAUGUUCAGAUCUCUGUCGGCUUUAUGCAUGCUGGAUAUCCCAUCAUGAUUCAGUCCAGCUCCGCCCCAGAACUGAUAAAUCCAGAAAAUGCCCGUAAAAAGGGUAUGUGGGGAUUUAUACAUGAGCUUGGUCAUAACCAGCAGCGUGGAGUUUGGGAGUUUCCUCCACACACAACUGAGUGCACCUGCAACCUGUGGUCAGUGUAUGUGCAUGAGGAGGUGCUUGGUAUCGACAGGGCUACUGCUCACCCAGGCAUGGCCCUAGAUGGUCGCCAGGCUCGUGCCAGAGAUUAUGCCAAAGGUGGCAAAGAUUUGAAAAAAUGGAGCAUGUGGACAGCACUGGAGACUUAUAUGCAGCUUCAAGGCAAAUUUGGCUGGGAUGCUUUCAAGAAGGUUUUUGCUGCCUAUCAUGUCAUGACUGGAGUGCCCAAUAACAAUGCAGGGAAGAUGAAUCUGUACGCUGAGACCUUCUCUAAGGUGGUGAACAUGAAUCUGUCGUCCUUCUUCAAAGCCUGGGGUUGGCCGAUCGAGCCCAGCACUGAGCAGAAGAUCUCUCAUCUCCCCGAGUGGAGCGACCAUCCUAUGAAGCAGGAUAAAUAAGACACCUGAGAGAGUUUUAAUAAUUACAGGGUGAAAUCUGAUUAAAAUAAGACAAAAUAGAUUAAUAUGGGUUAAUAGAGAGCUGCAUGUAUGAAAACUUUUUGUAGGCUAAAACCUGGACCGGAGUUAUCAUUUUAGCUCUUCCAGUUCUCAUGUCCCAAAGUCAGUGUGUUUUUGGUUAAACGCCAUAAAUAAGAUCUGUGGUUAACACAAGCUUAGGAUAUAUUUACAUGUUUUAUUUUUUUUUAAACAAAACACACCAGUAACUUGUAAUUUUUACAAAGUUUAUAAAGUUUUACAUGUCUUUAAAAAGGUGGUUGCUAAAUCGCUACAUGAGACAGAUGAUGUAAAUAGCACAAUUCCCAAACUAUGUUUAUCUAUUAUCCAAACUAUAGUUGUGUUCAUUGUUAAGAUUAUCUUGAUGAUCAAAACGUGUAAAUAUCAUAAACUUUUGUUGAGCACAUGCAGAGCUUAUUUUUAAAAUGUGAUCCAAAGCCUAUGAAAAAAUUACACAGAUUUUUGUAAUGGGGAUCCAUGUGAAGCUAACCUCCUGGGUUGGCUUAGAAACAUAUGUCAUCCAUGCAGCUCUCUUUAGGUUGUUUUAAAAUAUUGUAUAAUUUGUCUUGGUGGGUUUGGUGGUUAUCUUGGUUUUUAAACAUUAGAUUAGUUUAGUUUAUUCAUUUCAACAGUCUUUGUUGUAUCUCUAGGAAAUUGAUAUAAUUUAAGAUAUGAACAAAAACUAUAUCUAUAUACACUUAAAACUCAGCCUGUUUACAUAAGCGUUGCUCUUUGGAAUGAUAUGUGUUUGGAAAAUUGUUGAAUUGCCCACUGCAAAAUGGAAAAAAAGGGGGUGACAACAUGAAAACAUUUACCUGGAAGGAAGUCAAACACAGACUUUCAGACACAUCACGUUAAGGGUACAUAGUUCAUUUAAAAGAACCAAACACUUAAAGUAAAUCAGAAAAGGAAUUAACUGAAUGUGACCUUAGUCCUUUUGGUGUAUACAAUAUAGUAGCCCAAUUUCAUAAGAACUCCCAGCUUUCUGUGCAGCUGUUUAUUUUGAUACAAUGUCCAAACGACACGCAAAGUGAACCGAAACCUUUCCAUUUUUACAUCUCAAAAUGAAAUCGAACCACAAAAGAACCCAAAAGCGAACCAUACUCAGACCACCUCCGGAGGUGAUCUGAGUACGGUUCGCUUUUGGGUUCUUUUGUGGUUUGAUUUAAUUUGGGUCCUUCAGGGGGGUCUGAGAUCACUUGGUUUGUUCACUUAUACACCCUGAACUGCUCCGAGAGCAUUUGGAGGGGUCAAACGAACUAGGUGUGAAAACACCCUAAAACUCACCUCCGGGGAAUCCCACUGCAACUAUGACUUUUUGGUAGAUGCAAGUGAUGCUUCAGGUGGAUCGUAAAGACGAAUAUUAGAGUGUAAUUUUUUCUGGAAAAUAGGAUAUUAACACACAACAUAAAUCACUUAGAUGACCUUUAAAGUAGACACAUUCAAAGGUUGGCAUGUUGAAUGGAGCAGGUUUCCAACCCAAGAAAAAUUCCUCUGGGGUGUAAAACUUGUGAAAAAUAUUGAUGGCAAACUAGAAGCAUGAACAAAAAAUUCUCUUUUAACAUAUGGUAAAACUGUAUGUAAGUAAAUAUACAAUUAUUUAACUUUGUGUCCCUCUAGGUCAGUUGGUAGAGCAUUGCACUAACAAUUUAAAAGGUUUUGUUUCCCACUCUUUGUAAGUCGCUUGGGAUAAAAGCGUCUGCUAAAUGCUUGAAUGUAAAUGUAAAUGUUUGACUCACAGGGAACACACAUAAAAAUAAAAGUACCCCUU